AGAUUGUAAGUGCGUACGAGUUGCUGAUUUGUUGCGGUGUAGUAGUUUAGAUUUAUAGUAAUUAAUGAUGGAAAUUAGUUGCACCUAUUUGGUUGUGGGCGGAGGGAUUGCGGGAGUUUCUUGUGCAGAGACAUUGGUGUUUCUGGCUGAUUCAAAGGAUAGUAUAAUUUUGAUAACCGAGUCAUCGUUGGUCAAGGCUGCUACCAAUCUGAUACCACUGGGAAAGGUUCUAACCCGUUUCGAUGUGCAGGAGAAGUCGGCCAAGAGUUUGGAUAGAAAUAUUCGAGUAGUAGAAGAUCAGCUGCUGAGUAUAGAAAGCAAAAGUCACUUCAUCAGGACCGUGAAUGGAAAUAGAAUCACCUACAGUUAUUUGUGCAUUUGCACCGGAGCGCGUCCCAAAUUGAUUGAGCAAGCCAAGGGUAGUCCGCACGUGAUUGGUAUUCGGGACACCGAAUCGGUUCAGGAGUUCCAAAAACGGGUUAAGAACGCGACUCGCCUGGCCGUGGUCGGAAAUGGAGGAAUCGCUUCGGAACUGGUGUACGAAAUAAGCGGCAUCGAGGUCCACUGGAUUAUCAAAGACGAAUACAUCAGCUCAACGUUUGUCGAUUCCGGUGCCGCUCGGUUCUUUCAGGAACGGUUAACUACCAAAGGGGAGAAGAAAUCGAUCGUCAAGAGGAUGAGAUAUUCGGAAGAAAAAGGCGAAUCUAGUGGAAAUAAGCGGGGAGCUGCUCUUGGUCCCGAUUGGCAUCGGACUGUGGACAUUUCGGGGAAGCUGGAGAACGUUCCGGAUGCGGUAAAAAUACACUACAAGGUUGAGGUCGAAGAAAUUGUAGAAAAGAAAGAAGGGUGCCCUUUACAGGUCAGGCUGUCCAAUGGCGAAAGCAUUGAAUGCGAUUUUGUAGUUUCAGCAACGGGAGUGGUGCCCACAAGGAAUUUCACAUGUGAUCAAGAAUUCCAGCUGGGGCCAGAUGGAGGUCUUCUCGUCGACUGGGAAAUGGCUACCUCUGUCGAGAACGUUUAUGCGGCUGGCGAUGUUUGCUAUGCUGGUUGGGAACAUGCCAAACACUGGUUCCAGAUGCGGUUGUGGACACAAGCUCGUCAGAUGGGAGCAAUGGCUGCUAGAGCAAUGGCAGCGAAACGAGCCGGAGAGACGAUAUACCAGGAUUUUUGCUUUGAGUUGUUCAACCAUGUUACGACAUUAUUUGGAUACCAGGUGGUUUUACUCGGCCGAUACAAUGGGCAGGGAUUGGACGAUAAGUAUGAGAUACUGCUGAGGAUGACACCGGGCCUAGAAUACAUCAAGUUUAUCAUGGUCGAUGGUCGACUUCAGGGAGCGAUGUUGAUCGGAGAGACGGGACUGGAGGAGACGAGUGAGAACCUUAUUUUGAAUCAACUAGACCUAGCACCGUAUGGAGAAGACUUGCUGGAUCCGAAUAUUGAUAUCGAGGACUAUUUCGACUAGCAUUAGGUCCAGUGAAUAUAUUAAUUUCCGUAAAUAUAUCAAUUGAGA
Molecule: messenger RNA, 1510 nt
Organism: Ochlerotatus camptorhynchus
Lineage: Eukaryota; Metazoa; Arthropoda; Insecta; Diptera; Culicidae
Gene: Pyroxd1
Product: pyridine nucleotide-disulfide oxidoreductase domain 1
Exons: 1
Coding region: 65-1462 (465 amino acids)
Molecular function (GO): oxidoreductase activity
Source: RefSeq, a predicted model, not a curated record